Papilio xuthus (Asian swallowtail) is the source of this 7754-nucleotide messenger RNA. RefSeq lists its product as uncharacterized. Gene Ontology annotation, molecular function: proton-transporting ATPase activity, rotational mechanism. The transcript is spliced from 9 exons. The record is from RefSeq and is a predicted model, not a curated record. Lineage: Eukaryota; Metazoa; Arthropoda; Insecta; Lepidoptera; Papilionidae. Bases 290 to 7588 code for a protein of 2432 amino acids.
AUUAAUUUAUUUGGCAAUCAAAAUUACAAAAUGUAUUUUAUUUUAUUAUUAUAUUAGUUAUUUAAAUAAGAAUGAUAUAGUGAAAAUGCGCAAGAUUAGAAAUUUAAUGAAAAAAAUGCCUUAACAAUGCAAAUAUAACCUAAAAUCUAUACCUUAAAAUACUUAUAAAGUUGUACUAUAUCAUAAUUUCCUUUGUAACUGGUGAAUAAUCUGCAAGAUCUUAUACAUUUAAACGCAAUUUAUAAGCCAAAAAACAUAUUUUGAAGCAACUUAUAUUAACUAAUCCAAAAUGUUCAAAGAAGAUGACGAUGAGGAAGAUAACACUUUCGGUGUUACGCGAUACCCUUGCAUGCCGUCGCUGGUUGCGUUACAGCAGAUGCGGAAUCGGCUGCAUCUCGCCAACCUCGGCAAGAAGCUCAUGAAAUGGACUGCAGUCGCAGCCAUGACAGAGCUGAGGAAUAUCGCGCUACAGAUCGAUGGUGUGUAUAAGAACUUCAGCGAAGAUAUGUGCGAGGCCUUUAUCAUGUUGGCAAGAUGUCGAUAUUUCAAUCCCAGUCUGAACGAAAUGGUGCUUGAAGGUUGUCCCAACCAGGCUGAAAUAUGUGUGACAUCAUCUACGAGAACCGCAUCAGGAGUGAAAAUAGUAAAGUAUUCAAUAAUAGAAAAUAACACUCACCCAUAUGAACAUCUUGGAAUAGGGAAGGGAGGUCAGAUGAUUUUAGAUACGAAAAAGGCUUGGCUUGAAUUAUUAAAACGUAUUAUAUUAAUGGUGGAGCUUCGUAAGAAUUUCAAAUUGGUCGAAGAAAUGCAAAAAUCUGCCAACAAGAAAAUGAACGUUUUAGGAAAAGUGGUUGUACCAAAAUGUAAAGCAACGUGCACGUACAUUAUUGACGCUCUGGAAGAACUGGCCAGAGACGAAUUUUAUCGACGAAAGAUGAUUUUAGAAGUAAAGGGAAAAGGUGGAAAAGACACUGAUGAAUGUUCAAAAGACUGCUCGUUUAUUUGCGAAGAAGAUGAAAAUAAACCAAUGCGCCUCGCGAUGAAUGACCACGUUAAGGAUAUAUUACAAUUAGUCAAUAGUAUAGAUGAUAAAAAGUUUUCUGAGGCGGAUAUCAAAGAUUUUUUAGAAUUAGGCGAAGAGCUUAAGAACAAAUUGUACGAGAGUAUAAAACCAGAACCAAAGUUGGAUGAACCAGAUAACAAAGACAAUGCCAAGGCAGAUAUACCAGCAGAAGAUAAAGUAGAACCAGAUAAAAAAGUAGCGCUGCCUCCCGAUGAAAAGGAAAAUAUGGACCCAGUUGAAGUAGAAAUUAAAGAAAUUACUAAAAUAGUGAGAAUCAGAAAUAAAGACGGCACGUACAGAGAAGUAAAGAAAACUAUAAAGAUACAAAAGGAAACUAAAAUAAUUGAAAAUGCAAGUAAUAUAAGUGUCCCAAAUGAUAAGAUGUUAUAUGAACCGUCUACGUCUUCUUCGAAAUCUACACCUUCGCGUGAAACAAGAAUACAAAUGAUGAAAAUUAAAAAUUGCAAUAUUCCAACGCAGCAAACAAAAGUGCAGGAAAUAGAUAAACAAUUAAAUACUGUACUAUGUGACAGUUUAUUAUUAAAGAACGAUUUAUCAGAAUCUAGUCUAAAUAUAGACAUGGAAUAUUUAAAAUCUAAAUAUUUUUGUACGAAUUGUCCAAUUUGUAAAGAGUUAUCGAGUGAAGUAUUUAAAGUUCAAGAUAUUGAAGAACUCUACGAAAAGUAUCAGUUAGAUGAAAAAAAUCUGUUCGAAACAGAAGAAAUGAAAGCACUUUGCACAACAGAUUUGACUGGAAACGAAAAAAAUAAACAAAUAUUAAUGUCGUUGUUACAAAAAAUUGAUCAAACUAAAAACGUGGCUAAGGCAUUUACAAAACAUUGUAUAUCUAGAGAUAUCGAAAACUUUAUAAACGCCUGUGUAACAUUGAGUGAUAAUUUAAAAAAGAUAACUGAACAAAAUGAAAAUGGUCGAACUUGUCUGUGCGAAGGGAAAUGUGAAACAUGUGGUUGCGUUCAUAGUGAUGAAGAAAGCAAAGAUGAUAGUAAGGAUGACGUUGACAAAGAUAUUAAGGCAGAUGAUAUUGUAAAAGAGGAAAUAGAAACAGAAUCGAAACAGAAGAGCGAAUCGAAUAUUGAGAAAAACAAUAUUUCAGCAGAGAGUUCAGGUGGAUACUUCGAAAGGAAAGUUAAGACUUCAAAAAUUAAACGAUUUACCAACAGUGAUGGUACCGUACGGGAGGAAAUAGAAACUACUAUUGUAACAGAGAAAAUACACGAUCCCGUUGGAGAUAUUGUUGAUAUAGAUCGAGAUGAUGACAUAGAUCUAGAAGAAGAAGAAGGUAUAUACAUAUUUUAUUGGAGAUUGAAUGUACUUUCAAAGUCGGUUAUGCCACGUGCAAUGCUGAGCAUACGUUAUAUUUUAUUUGAAUUAGAAGAAAUGGAGAGGGAGGAUAAUUUCAGAUUAAAACGUUUUAAAGAGUUAAAGAUUAAAAAGCAAAGUAAAGACGCGGCGGAUAAAGAAGAAGCGAAUACAGAUGGUAAAGAAAACGUUCCACCCGCAACGCCUCCGUCAUUUGAAGUUAAAUUUGAUGAUAAAAAAGAAAUGAAACGUCCUAAAGACUUCAAUGAAUUAGGAAAAAUUAAUGAAGAGCAAGAAAUACCAAAGGAAAAGAUAGAAGAAUAUAUGAAGGAACCCAAUAUAAACUUUAAUAAGAUAGAAGAAAAGGACACAAAUGAAUUAAAGAACCGAGGCGAAUAUAAACCAAGCAAUGAGGAUACAUUUGGAAAUGCGCCAUACUUUGACGAAACGUGGAAUAAAACAAUGGAUGAAAAUAUUUGUUCAUGCUCUCCAAUAUUUAUGUCAACACAAGAGGUAUGUCAAGCUGAAAUACCUGAUCAAAGCUUUAAUAUAGAACCAGAUAAAAAAAUACAGGACACCAAGUUGCCCAAAGAGGAAGAAAUAAAGAUUCCAAUAGAUAUUCCGCCUUGCAAUAGUAACAUUAUACUGACUUGGUUAAAGAAAGUUUUGGAAGAAAUAAUUUUCGAAUGUGCUUGUAAUUUACCUAUGAAUCAAAAAGAAAACGUUGCUGCUUGUUCACAAAACAUACGCAAAUAUUCUACAGAAUUUAGUAAACUUUCUAUCCAAGAUAGCACUUUCAGUGUUAAUUCUAAAGUUGAAAAUAGACUGGGAAGUUACGAAAGUAAGUACAAAGAAAUUAUAAAAGUAUCCCGAAUAGCCAACGAAGAUGGUACUGUUCGACAGAAACGAAAAAUAGUUACGGUUAGGACAGACAAGAGAAACCCUAUGAAAACUAAAUCCGUUAACAGUCAAAAUGCAAACAAUGACAAUGAUCAAAAUUUAGAAUGUUCCUGUUCAGAUUCAAGUAGUGAAAGUGGACAAAGUUGUGGACCUGAGAACGUAAACGAUCAGAAUGACAAUUAUAAAAAACCAGAAUUGAUUUAUCAACCACCAGAUUCUAGAUCUGAACCUGUAUGUAGUAAGUGUCUGUGGGAUAAACCUAAUUUACGAUCUUGUAUUUCUGCUGGGAGCAUGAAAAAUACAAAAAAGAUGAACACUAUAACGUGUUGCUACCCUAGCGAUCGUAAAGUCAAUAUUAUUAUAAACGAUAAAGCUUUUGAAGAAAAUAAUAAUAACAAAGAUACGCGACUACCUUUAGUCUCGUCUAUCAGUGUCAAUUUUUGUGAUUUGCCUACGAAUAUCUUGUUGGACUUAAGAGAUUCCCAAUGUAUAUGUGACGUAACAGAUCAGCAAAACAAAUGUAUGGUUGAUGCAGAUUUACCUGAAAUACCAGAACCAAAGAAAUCUGUAAGCACUUGUAUGUGUGAACUCCUUGAUGAUGACGAUUUCGUAACUGCUGAUAAAUGUUCUGAGUCCUGUAACACAGUAGGCGUUGAAGUUGAAUCGAUGUUUAAGAAUGCUGGCACUUGCAUGACGAAUACAGCUUAUAUAUUUAAUAAUAUUAUAGUGACAAAUAUAACGCAUUCGGAAGACCGGAAAAGUACUGCUUUGCAAUCGCCUGAUUUCUCAUAUAUUUUUAGCAAAGUGGAAAAGGUAAGACACGAUCUACUUGAUAAAAAUAUAGAAGAGUCUCAUCCAGAUCUAAAUACUGAUUUUUUUAAAGAAUGUUCUACACGUACUACAAUGUUUGAUUAUAUAUUCAGUAGUUAUGUAAGAAAUGAAAUUGACAAUAUGGUAAAAAGGGCCUGCUUUGAUAACCCCGAAUUUCCAUAUAUUUUUAGUAAAAUAUCAACGAAGACACCAUGUAUUCCUUGUAAUACAAAUUCAGUUGAAAUUGGUGCUUUAUUUAAUAAUGCUUGUAAACGUUCAUACAGUUGCACUUACAUUUUCAAUCAUCUGAAAAAUAUUCAAAUAAAUGCUAUGAUUAAACGUUCUUGCAUGAAUAAAGUUGACUUCCCGUAUAUUUUUAGUACGGUCAAAACUGAAAUAGAAGAUCAACCAAACAAAGACGCCACAUUAAGGACUGCAGAAAUUGAAAACAUGUUUAAAAAUAUUCGCAAACCCGUAACAGAAUUUACUUAUAUUUUAAAUCAUGUAAAUACAGUAAAAAUAGACAAUAUGAUUAAAGAAGCUUGUAAGCAUAAUAGACCUUUCCCAUAUGUUUUUAACAACAUUAUAAAUGAACCAAACAGUACGGAUACGUUGCAAAAGAUUAAUGAAAUGUUCAUUGAAAAUUGCAAGCAACCAAGUGAUUUUCCAUACAUUUUUAGAAGUUCCAAAACUGCUAAUACCAAGAAUAUUAGCAAAAAUGUUAAUGAAUACUCCUGUACAUGUAGUACAAUAUCGGAAGCAAUUUUAAGCAAUGACGAGGAAUGUAAAGAAAUUUGCAAACAAACAUGCACGAUGGAUGAUGAAUUAUCAAUUGUUUUUAACAAUACUGUAUUUAAAAAAUCAAACUUCCAAAAAGAAAGCCCAACAAGAUUGAAGGAAAUCAGUAAUUUGCUUAAAGAGUCUGUGCGAAGUAUGAACAGUGGUAAAUAUAAGUUUAAAUAUGUAUACAAGAAUGAAGUGAACCACAUGGAUAAGAAAACAUCAACCGAUAUAAUUUACAUUUAUACAAUAUGUGAUGCAUGCACGUCAACAGAUAAUGUUGAUUACGAAAGUAAUAAAACAGGAGUCACUGCAGUAUUUGAACAGUACAAACAUAGAAGUGAACACACUUAUUUCCCCAACGAAGUUGAGUGUCGAAAGGCUGAUAUAGUACAAAGAGCAAGUGAAACUACAUUUCAAGAUAUAAAACAGAUUUUUAAAGGUCCCUCUAAUUGCAUUUUCAAUAAGAUCGAUAUUAAAAUACCUCAAAAAGAGGAGAAACGUGAUGCCCAGUGUUGUACAUGUGAUUCAAUUAACGAUGUGAAAAGGGACGAUUUAGAAAAGGCUUCAGAAAUAUUAAAUGUUGUUGACAUAAAUACUAUGUUCAAAGAUUCCUGCGUACGUAAGAAUGAAUUUACUUAUGUCCUCAAUAAGCCUACAAACAAACCAUCUUGUGAAUUGGCACGUCGAACAACGGAUUUAAGAAUACAACAAAUGUCAAAGUUUGCAGAUUCCAAUAAUAAUGCAAUUGUCAAAAAAUGUGAAUCAAAUCAGUUUACGAAAACACCAAACUUAAUUAAAAUUGAAAAUAUGUUUAAAGAUUCAUGGGUACAAAAAAAUUCUUUUACGUAUGUACCAAAUAACCUUGAAGACAAAGUGUCGUGUGACGAGAAAUUAGCACGACCAAUUAGUGAUUUAAGACGUUUUGAAGUCGAAAAGUUACCUACAAAUCCAGAAAAUAGUGGCUGUGGAUUACAAACGUGUAUUGUAUGUAAUCCAGAUCAAUGUCUUAAUCCAAGUUAUAUUAAAAUUGAUAAAAUGAUUAAAAAAGCGUGCAAACAAAAAAAUGAAUUUACUUACGUAUCGACUAAAAUUGGUAAGAAACCUGUUCAAUUAGCACGACGAACAAGUCAUUUACGACUUCACGAAAUUAGUAAGAUUAAUGAAUCAAAGCCGAGUAAGACUAUUGAAAUCACACAAGAUACAGAAAGAAGUAGAAGUGAUUUUACCUGUUUAUUGCGAAAGGCGUUGGAGUCUAUAGAAACGAUUAAAUCGAAUUGUGAAAAAUGUAGAAACGUUGGAACAAUUUAUGACACAUGUGUAUAUGAUAACCCUUAUAAAGAAAACCUUAAUAAAAUCGAACAAGCAAAAACAAGUGAUUUCGAAAACGCUAAUAUUAAAAAGAAGCAAGAAAUUAACAAACUGAUUGAAGAUUCAUGCAUUUCUCCAAAUCCAAAAUACGAUUACAUAUUCCAAAAAGUUCCCAAAAGUUGCAUAUGCUCAUGCAUUAAAAAUAAUUUAGGAUUGAAGCUACCUUGUUCUGUAUCUUUCACUAAUAAUAUUUAUGAAGAAAUAAAGCCAUGUAAUAUUCAAUCUCAGAGUACUUGUUCAUUUGCUAACAAACGAAAACAAAGAUUUUUAAUACACGUCCCAAAUGACUCAGGGACCUUAGGUAUUGAAGUAAUGUGGAAGUCGAGCGGUGUGACUGAUAAAAAUAUUGCGCCUAAAACUAUACAUAUAACAACGAGUAAACGAUCGGUACCAAGAAUUUGUCCCGGCAAAAGUGAAAAUAAAAUUAAUAAGAAGAAAAGCUGGUGUAGAAGUACCUGCAGCAAAACAAGCAAAGUUCCAAGCGAAAAUAAUGAUGUUUCUUUAAUCAGAAGAAUGAUAGAUUCAGUUAAGAAUGUAUAUGUUCCAUUCCUAAAACCAUCUGAGCCUGAAGUGAAUAAGGAAGUAACUCAACAAAAAGCAGAUAAUGUUCUUAGUUUAAUGUCUAACUCGACAACAUCUACAUACUCCUGGAAAUCUUGUGUUAUGAAAACGUGCCAAGCUGAUAUUGAAUGCGUGGAAAAGAAUAUUUCAUAUUCAGGUUUCUCUUUUGGGUCAUCACUAGAUUUUGUGUCUUAUAAAAGUGAGGGUGUUGGUUCAGGAAGUAAUUCGGCGAUCCAAUGUGCUAUUGUAGAAGAAAGUCCUCCAUGCAAACAUAUAAAAAAAUCCGAUGUUGCCGAAAAAUUAUUGACAUUUGAUAUUGAAAUGAACUCUGGCAUUUCUUUGGAUACAAAGGAUUCUGUUAUUUCCGUCAAAGGAAGCCAUAGUAUUAAAUUUGAUCCAAGUGCCUCUGAUCAUUGUCAGAAAUGUGGAAGAAGGAAAAACAAGCCAAAAAGAGUCUGUUCAAAAUGUAGUCUUGCGCAGAACCAACAAGUUUACAGAUUAAACAAAUCUCCGAUGCCAUCGUGUACAAGGAAGCAUAUUAAGAAUUUAUUGAAAAGAUCGUGUUCGUGCUUAUCUGUAUCCUCACCCAAGUACGCUAAUGAACCAAAAGCUGAUUACUGGUACAAUUUGAAUAAACGACCAAAAUUCAAAUGUACGUCGACUGAAUGUGUCCGAGUUUCAGAACAAAAUGUUGCCAACAAAUGUAAACCGCCGAUCAGGAAAUGUCGAUCUUACGAUGAUAAUGAUUGUUGCUGUUCCAAAAAUGCUCGAAGUUUUCAUUAAGUCCAUCUUUUUAUAAAGACCCAUAAUAGCAUUCCGUUUCAAUUUUCAUGACAAUAUUUUGUUUAAAUAAGCCUUUCUAUUUCGUAGGCGAUAAUCCUGUUUAAAUUAUGGUUAGUUUAGAUAUAUACAUUAAUAUGGUUUUAAAUUUACUGUGAUUAAAAUUUGA